AUGUCGAUGUUCGCAGUUGUCCAACGAGCCCUGCCCUUCUCGUCCUUUCCCAUGCCGUGGAAACGACAACAGAGCCCAGUUCCUAAAGAGACAAAAGAUACAAAAGAAGAAGAGGGUAUUGAACCAACAGAGUCUACCCUGAUCAGGAGGGAUCCUGCAUCCCUCCCCCCCGGCCCCGACCCGGACCUGCAUCGUGACGUCGCUCAUACCCUGCAUGUAGCGGUGAAGCAGCAUGUUGAUCCCGCGAACCACGCGACCCAUGAAGAUGUGAUCGAAGUCUGCAAGGACGACUCGGAAAUAACUGCCGAGCGCUUGUCCUAUCCGCAGACACCCAAGCAGCAGCAGUCCUCCGUUCGCACCCGACUGGCGCGCGUCGUCAGCUGGGCGAAUAUUGUUCCCAGCCAGUGCCGUUGGACCAGCGAGCAAGAACGCGAGCUGAAGACCGCGCAGAGACAGCUUGCGCGGUGUCAAAAGGCGUGGAGCUCGGAGCAAGAACUGUGGUUGACUUAUAUCGAAGCCCUAACCGACGAAAAAGAGGCCCAUGAUGAUUUCCUUCUUCAGCGAUCCAGACAGCAAGAAGAGGAGCGGAACCAGUUCCGCAAGGCGUGGAAACGGCGUCGGUCUGUGGAGAAGCAGGUCCAGCGACAUAAAGACGCGCCGGUAAAAGUUAGGGUUACGGGGCUAGGGAGGCUGCGCCGGCUGCAGCGGUAUAGCUAUCUCGGCCCGAUGGCGACGACCGGGUCCGCGGCUGUGGCGUGUAGAGGGUGA
Messenger RNA from Penicillium alfredii, 768 nucleotides. RefSeq lists its product as uncharacterized. The record is from RefSeq and is a predicted model, not a curated record. The transcript has 2 exons. Bases 1 to 768 code for a protein of 255 amino acids. NCBI's taxonomy places the organism in Eukaryota, Fungi, Ascomycota, Eurotiomycetes, Eurotiales, Aspergillaceae.